Messenger RNA from Monodelphis domestica (gray short-tailed opossum), 2004 nucleotides. The record is from RefSeq and is a predicted model, not a curated record. NCBI's taxonomy places the organism in Eukaryota, Metazoa, Chordata, Mammalia, Didelphimorphia, Didelphidae.
CUUACAACACAAGAGAAGCCAGUGAGGGGAGGACUAGAUCCUCUUCUGAGGCCCCACUUGAAGAAGGAAAAACACCAAAACCCUCGCCCUUGCCCUGUCCAGGAGAGACAGAAGGGAACGGGGCCUGGUGGGAAAUACUUCUCCAUUAAUCUCUUUUUCCUUCCACCCCUGCCCUACACUUCAGAGCUCCUUUUGGGGCACAGUCUGUGAUCUCUACCUCCCGUUCUUCUCUGGCCAUGUCCUUAGCGGAGGCAAUCCGCCUUUGGAAUGAAGGGGUGCUGGCUGCAGACAAGAAGGACUGGCACGGAGCCUUGGAAGCCUUCACUGGAGUUCAGGAUCCCCAUUCCCGGAUCUCCUUUAACAUUGGCUGCAUCUAUAUGAUCCUGGAAAAACUGCAGGAGGCAGAAAAGGCCUUUACCAGCAGCUUGAAGAGAGACCAACAUUUAGCAGUGGCUUAUUUCCAACGAGGAAUAGUCUUUUAUAGGAUGGAGAAAUAUGACUCAGCUCUUAAAGACUUGAAAGAAGCACUGACUGAGCUCAGAGGGAACCAGCUGAUAGAUUACAAGAUCCUGGGGCUUCAGUUCAAGUUGUUUGCCUGUGAGGUGCUAUAUAACAUUGCUUUCAUCCAUGCCAAGAAAGAGGAAUGGAAGAAAGCCGAGGAGCACUUGGCACUGGCCAUGAGCAUGAAGACAGAAGCUAGACACUCCAAAAUCGACAAAGCCAUGGAAGCUGUCUGGAAACAGAAGCUAUAUGAGCCAGUGGUGAUUCCUGUGGGGAAACUGUUCAGACCUAAUGAGAGGCAGGUGGCCCAGCUGGCCAAGAAGGAUUACUUGGGCAAGGCUACGGUUGUAGCAUCUGUGGUUGAUCAAGACAGUUUCUCAGGAUUUGCCCCUCUGCAACCCCAGACAGCUGAACCUCCCCCAAGACCUAAAACACCAGAAAUAUUCAAGGCCCUGGAAGGAGAGGCACAUCGAGUAUUAUUUGAGUUCACACCUGAGACAUCAGAGGAACUCCAAGUCUUGCCAGGAAACAUCGUCUUUGUCCUGAAGAAAGGAAAUGACAACUGGGCCACGGUCAUGUUCAAUGGGAAGAAGGGACUCGUCCCCUGCAACUACUUGGAACCUGUUGAACUCCGGAUCAAUUCUCAACUUCAAAACCAGGAGGGAGCCUCUCCAGAUUCUGACAUCCCAGCACCACCCAAUUCCAGAGCUCCUAUAAAGCCCCAAUUGCUCCCAGGUGAGUUCACGUGUUCUUCUUUCCUCCUCCAGCAGGACCUCGCCCUCAGUGUCCCGGCGCCUUACACCCUCAAAGUGCACUACAAGUACACAGUGGCCAUGGAGACUCGUCCCGGGCUCUCCUACGCCCAGGUCUUGGACAUGGUGUGCAAAAAGCUGCAGCUGCUCCCUGCGCACACCAAGCUGAGCUAUCGGCCGGAGGACAACGAAGGCCUCGUGACCCUUUCAGAGGAAAACAUGAAGAAAGCGUGGAGCGAAGUGAAGAAUUACUGCCUGACCCUGUGGUGUGAGAGCACGGUGGGUGAUCAAGGCUUUCCAGAAGUACCAGAGGAAAAAGAAACAUCAAAUGACAAUAUCCAUGUAACAGUACCUCAACAGAAAGAAGGAAGCCAAGUAUUGGCACUAUUCAAUUAUGAGGCUUCACAACCGGAGGACCUAGAAUUUCUAGCUGGAGAUGUGAUCCUGGUGCUAUCAAAAGUGAAUGAUGACUGGCUUGAAGGAGAAUGUAAUGGGAAAGUGGGCAUUUUCCCAAAAGCAUUUGUUGAAGAAUGUGCAGCUACAGGACCAGAAGGCCAGGCCAUGAAAACCUAAGAAGUUUCAGGGCAGGCAAAGAAGUUGGAAAAACAGACAAGUUCUAAGCAUUUCAAAGAUGCACAACAGCCGGAUGUCCUGAGAAACAGUACCAGCUGGAGAAUGUUAACCUACUUUCCUUGUAAAGUUUUAUCUGAUAUUUUUAAACUCCUUCAUUAAAAAUCCUGUUACUUAAGUA